Messenger RNA from Serpula lacrymans var. lacrymans S7.9, 930 nucleotides. RefSeq lists its product as uncharacterized. The transcript is spliced from 4 exons. NCBI's taxonomy places the organism in Eukaryota, Fungi, Basidiomycota, Agaricomycetes, Boletales, Serpulaceae. Bases 1 to 930 code for a protein of 309 amino acids. The record is from RefSeq and is a predicted model, not a curated record.
AUGUCAGCUCGGUGGCAAGCAUGCCAUAUGUUACUUCACCUAGUUGACAUCGAUCUACGUGCCCGUCUCGAUGCCAACUCUUCAGAGUCGAAGUUCUGCAAAGCACCAAGUUUCUCGAAGGCACUUCCCAACAUCCCAAGUUCUCUGGUUGUGUUUCAAACCAAGGAUUUGAAUGUAUGCGGUGGCUUGCUCGCAGAUCUAGAUCCACAGUUGUGGUCUUUGGUCACGGCUUUGAUAUCGGUGGUGUUCGUCAGACGUGCUGGUGUGAUCCGUGCUAAUACCCCCUCUACAUAUUUUACCAAUGCUCCAGCCUAUGAUGAGACAUGCAUGGGCGACAUGUCGAGGGGCUUGAAGGAUUUGCGCGUCGGCAAGCCAGUGAUCUAUUUGAAUUCCCCUACCAAUAUUGAUAUAUUGGUGGCGAUGUCGCUCGUCCCCGAAUGGCAAUUUUCUGCAAUAUAUCCUGUCAUUCCUAUCAAGAACUCUUCUCUUGGAGAACACAUUGAAUGGAAUGUCCGCACCCACAGCCACGAUGGGACUCUGACAGACAAAUACGGGAUUGAACGUGGCUUAUUUAUUCUGGGAGGCACACACAAUCAUGUGGCCUUGAGGUUUGUCCCUCAAGCAGCGUAUGAGAACGCCGCACCGCUUGUGAUUAAGCCUGAGCCUGACAUCGUGACACGGAUUUUUAUGUUAUUCAAAGGCGUAAUGCAAGAGAGUCUUGGAGACUGGCGUCAAGCGACAAUCAAGGCACUAGAAGACGUGAGCCACUGGAGGGACGUUGUUGGGGUUGACCUUGACCUUGCGCUUGAUACUGUAACAACUGUUCAGGGUGCUGGAAUGGGGAGGGAUGGAAGUGCUGGAACAAUGAUCACGAGUGUUAUCUUGAUGCUACUUCAGGUGGUAAUGGUGGAUUUGACCACGUUUUAUUGA